AUGCGGCUGCGGGGGGGGGAGGACGGGGAGGACUCGUCCGACAUCAUCCAAUUCUACGAGCAGAUCCUGGAGGGCAACCCCACCUCCGCCACUGCCCAUGUCAGCCUCGGGCGAGUGUACGAGCGCAAGAACAACUUCGAUGCGGCUGAGAGCCAGUACGCCAUAGCAAAGGCCCUGAACCCGUUGGACCCACUUUGCUACUCCUACCUCGGUCAGGUCCUGCUGAACCAGCGGCAGCGCCCUGAGGCAGCCAUGGAGGAGUUCAAGCAGGCGCUGGCGCUGAGCCCGGAUGCAGCAGAGCUGCAUCAUGUGAUGGCUCGGAUCAACCAUGGCUUCGGGAAGUACGAGGAAGCAAAGGAUGGAUACAAGAAAACUCUGGAGCUGCAGCCUAACGAUGGACAGACUAUGUCGGAUCUCGGUAGCUUGCUGGAGGCCGAGGAUGGCGAUCAAGACACUGUGUUUGGGUUGUACAAACAGGCGACCAAGUUUCAUCCAGACAGCGCACUGGUGUGGUCGAACUAUGGCAGAGCUCUGCUGAAUAAGAAGAAGUACCGUGAUGCCAUCACGUCGUUGAGAAACGCGCUUCGCAUUGAACCUGACUCUCACCACGCCCUCUGCAACCUGGGAGCAGCGUUGGCCUCCUUCGCGCCGGACUGCACCGAGAGUGAGUUCAUGGAAGAUGAGGAGCCGAGGAGACGAGGGAGGGAGGGGAUGGUUGAGGCAGAAGGGGGAAGGACAGAGGAGGAGGAGAUCAAUGAGAAGGAGAGGAAGGAGGAGGGAAAGGAGGAGGGAAAGUGUGGUAGCGAUAAGGAGGAGAAGGAGAACAAGGAGGAGGAGGUGAUGGUUUGUGACGUCGAAGACAUUUACGCUAGGGCACUUGAUCUCUGCCCAUUCGACCCGUCGACCCUCGUCAACUACGGGAAGGUCUGCAUGGAGAAAGGAAGAGUGAAGAUGGCCGAGGAGCUGUUUGAAGAAGCACUGAAGCUCGAACCUGACAUGGUUGAGGCCAUCAGUGGGCUCGGAAGCAUCAUCGAGCAUCGAAUGACAGAUGAGCUGGACACGAAGAGGAAGGAGCAGUUCCUGAACAUCGCGGAGGCCCAUCACGAGAAAGCACUCUCUCUGCUCCCCGACAACCCGGAUGUCAUCACCAACUAUGCUGUGAGGCGAAUCGGGGGAACCGGCAGAAUGAAGCUGAGGAGCUGUACCAGCGAGGUUGCCUCUCUGAGAUGA
This is a messenger RNA of Guillardia theta CCMP2712, 1230 nucleotides long. RefSeq lists its product as hypothetical. Gene Ontology annotation, biological process: protein O-linked glycosylation. The record is from RefSeq and is a predicted model, not a curated record. The transcript is spliced from 9 exons. Bases 1 to 1230 code for a protein of 409 amino acids. NCBI's taxonomy places the organism in Eukaryota, Cryptophyceae, Pyrenomonadales, Geminigeraceae. Gene Ontology annotation, molecular function: protein binding; protein N-acetylglucosaminyltransferase activity.